Molecule: messenger RNA, 678 nt
Organism: Sodiomyces alkalinus F11
Lineage: Eukaryota; Fungi; Ascomycota; Sordariomycetes; Glomerellales; Plectosphaerellaceae
Exons: 2
Coding region: 1-678 (225 amino acids)
Source: RefSeq, a predicted model, not a curated record
AUGGGCGACACAACCUGGACCGCGUACGUCAAACGAGGCCCCAUCACACCAACUGUGCUCCAUGAGAUCUACGCCUCCGAUCAAGCCAUGUACCCGGCGCCCCUGGCCUUCGAGCGCCUGCGAGACUGGGUAGACGUCGCCGGAACCGACUUUUCCUUCGCCGUAUACUCAGAUGCCGACCAGACAGACGGAGAAGGGGUUCUAAUCGGCGCAGUGAUCGCUCUACCCCUGCGGAAAACGAGCUGGGACGCACUGGUGAUGGGUGAACUCAAGGAGACCUCGGUGAUAGCGAGCAGGGACCUAUGGACCCCGGCCGAUUCGGAGGCGAGAUUGGGUGUCCACGUUUUCCACGUCGAGGUGUACCGGGAUUCCGUUGCGGGGCGCCAAGUCCGUGGAUUUGUGAGGCGCGCUGUUGAUGAGAUUGUCGAGACUUUUAAGGCACGGGGUGUGGUAAUGGAGGGCCUUUCAGCCCUCACGGCCACGGACCAAGGGAGGCGAUGCUUUCUGAACCUAGGCUUCGAGCCGACUGGGUAUGAGGAAGUUUGGGUCCGGAGGUCACCCGAUGGUCCAACUGAACUGGUGGUAUUCCGACAUGGUGGAGAUGAGCAGGACCAGACUCGGACGAGACCUGGGGAGGUUCUGGGACGAGCGCAGAUGAUGGUCAAGAAGACCAGGUAG